AUGGCUUCCAUUAGCUGGCCCAUAUUGUUGCUCCUAGUAUCUGGACAACUCUACACUACAUCUGGCACCAUCGGUGGUCAUGGUAACCUCACUGCAACUUUUGAGUGCCUCCCAGAUCAGGCCUCAGCACUCCUACAGCUGAAGCGAUCAUUCUCCUUCGAAUGUGCCACGACCACCCUCCCAUCAUGGGAAGAUGGCAUGGACUGCUGCCGCUGGGAGGGUGUCGACUGUGAUACUGCCACCAGUCAUGUCAAUGCUCUAAACCUCAGCAAACGCAACCUCUACAGUUACGGCAUCGACCAGGCCCUCUUCAACCUCACCUCCAUUCAACUGCUCGACCUUAGCAUGAAUGACUUCGGCGGGUCACAACUCCCAGCUGUAGGGUUUGAGAGGCUUUCUUUGCUCACUCACCUGGACCUCUCAAGCUCAGGCGUCUCCGGCCAAAUCCCCAUCAGCAUCAGCAAACUCACGAACCUCGUCUCCUUAGAUCUUUCCAAUCAGUAUGCAAAUGACAACAAUGAGAUUUCAAGAAACCAUUUGCUGCUCUGGGAACCUAGCUUCAAGACCAUGGUGAGGAACUUCAGCAAGAUGAGGGAGUUGUAUCUCGAUGGGGUGAACAUUUCUAGCAGUGGAGAAGAGUGGUGCACUGCACUAGUCAGAUAUAUUCCUCGUAUCCGAGUUCUCAGCUUGGAAAAUUGCGGACUCUAUGGUUCCAUUCAUCCAUCCUUCUCAAGCCUUCGCUCCCUUGAGGUGAUCAACCUACAGCUCAACACCAUGUCUGGUGCAUUCCCUCAAUAUUUUGCGGAUUUUCUUAACCUGAGUGUUCUCAUGCUCCUUGGGUCUGAUCUUAAUGGGUUGUUCCCUCCAAAGAUAUUUGAACUCAAGCACCUCACAUCGCUUGAGUUAUCAGGUAAUGCAAACCUCAUGCUGAAAGUGGAGACUUUGCCAAAAGGAUGCAGUUUGGAGACGUUGGCUCUUGAUGGCACUAACUUAUCCAUUGCUAAGCCAAGCUCCUUUGGAAAUCUUAGGUUCUUACAGGCGCUACACCUUGAUGCAAAAGUUAUUUCCAAGGAACUUUCAUCAUCAUUGAGCACUCUUGACUCUUUGGAAGAAUUGUCGCUAUCUCGAUUUGUCUUAUUGAAUGAAUCAUUGUUCUCAUGGAUUGGUGACAUCAAGAAUUUGGUAUUUCUCACUCUUGAGUAUGGAGAUUUUUCUCGGACAUCAAACUCUUGGAUUGGGAAUCUCAUAAACUUAGAGGCCUUGGUAAUUUUGAAUUCUUUCUUCUCAGCACCGAUACCACCUGAAAUUGGAAAACUCAAGAAUUUAAAGAUACUAUCGCUCAACAACUGCAGCCUUUCUGGCAACAUACCAGCUUGGAUUGCGAAUUUGAAACAGCUGUCAUAUGUCAACCUUAGCACUAAUAACCUCAGUGGUAAAGUUUUGCUGGUUACUUUUUUAAAAAGACUGGAUUUUACAGAGUAA
Molecule: messenger RNA, 1482 nt
Organism: Panicum virgatum (switchgrass)
Lineage: Eukaryota; Viridiplantae; Streptophyta; Magnoliopsida; Poales; Poaceae
Product: receptor-like protein Cf-9 homolog
Exons: 1
Coding region: 1-1482 (493 amino acids)
Molecular function (GO): protein binding
Source: RefSeq, a predicted model, not a curated record